Australozyma saopauloensis is the source of this 1332-nucleotide messenger RNA. It is a transcript of the gene APM4, whose product is annotated as Apm4p. NCBI's taxonomy places the organism in Eukaryota, Fungi, Ascomycota, Pichiomycetes, Serinales, Metschnikowiaceae. The record is from RefSeq and is a predicted model, not a curated record. The coding region runs from base 1 to 1332 and encodes 443 amino acids. Gene Ontology annotation, biological process: intracellular protein transport; clathrin-dependent endocytosis. The transcript has a single exon. Gene Ontology annotation, molecular function: clathrin-cargo adaptor activity. Gene Ontology annotation, cellular component: AP-2 adaptor complex; cytoplasmic vesicle.
AUGAUAUCCGCCCUCUUCAUCUUCAACCCGAAAGGAGACAUUCUCAUGUCUAAGUUCUAUAAGAAUGAUGUCAGAAGAAAUGUACAUGAGAUCUUCCGCAUCCAGGUAAUCAACUCUGCCGGAAAAUACUUGGCUCCACAAGACUCUCGGCUGCCAGUGCUCACCAUUGGCUCCACUUCUUUUGUUUCGAUCCGGUCUGGGCCAUUGUGGCUUGUCGCUGUAGCACGAUCCAACCAGGAUUGUCUGGCCAUAUUGGAGUUUCUUUACGCAUUAGUUCACCUCUUCCAGAAAAUAUUUGUGCAUGACAACAGUCCACUCACCGAGAGUAUAAUUCUCGGCAACUUCGUGAACAUCUUCGAGAUCCUUGGGGAAGUGCUAGAGUUUGGAUAUCCUAGCAACAUGGAGCCAUCAUACCUUGCAUCUGUGAUUCCGGGCUUGUCUGAUGUCAAGGUGAAAUCAAUUGAAAAGAAAGACUCUGACCUACGAAGAAAAAUAUUGGGCGACAAAAAGGCACACUCGUCAUCUAUUGACCAAGCCUAUGAUGCCUCGAGAGUCUCCUGGAGAGAACCCGGUAUCAAAUAUCGCAAGAAUGAGAUUUUCCUUAACGUUGAUGAGAAGGUCAAUGUUCUUUUGGGUAGAUCUGGAGAACUUCUUCGAUCUCAGAUCGAGGGCGCAAUUGCCAUGAAGUGUCAUUUAUCAGGCAUGCCCAUGUGUCGGUUUGGGUUUUCAGGUGAGGGCGUGGACGAGGAUUUGAGAGAUACCAUCACUUUAGAUGACUUUAAAUUCCACAAGUGUGUCGACUUGGCCAAGUAUGACUCCGAUCAAGUGAUCGCAUUUGUGCCACCAGAUGGUCUGUUCCAGCUCAUGAACUACACCAUUACUGAGGCGCAUUCUCUACCUUUCAGCAUUGUUCCUACUUUGACUACGGGCGCCGAGCGGGUGAGCCUCAACCUUCGUCUCACAUCGAACUACUCGUCUUUAUCGACAGCUACGAAUGCCAUUUUGCAUGUGCAAGUUCCGCCCGGUGUAGCCAAGCACACCAUAAGAAGUUCUCAAGGCAAGGCCAAAUUCAAGUCUGGAGAAAACGCUAUUGUAUGGAAGUUCGCGAAGUUUUUCGGACAUCAAACUCACGAACUUUCCAUAGAUUUUGAAAUUCCGGGUGGAAGCGCAGCUUCAUUCAAGCCAAAAAUCUCGUUGGACUUUACAUUGGAAACACACAACGCCUCGGGUCUACAGGUCAAAUUUCUAAAAGUGUUAGAGAAAUCGAACUAUAGAACUGUCAAAUGGGUGAAAUAUUGCACUCAGGCUGGUUCUUACGAGGUUAGAAUUUAG